Pseudovirgaria hyperparasitica is the source of this 1338-nucleotide messenger RNA. Its product is annotated as thiamine pyrophosphokinase-related protein-like protein. NCBI's taxonomy places the organism in Eukaryota, Fungi, Ascomycota, Dothideomycetes, Acrospermales, Acrospermaceae. The transcript has a single exon. Gene Ontology annotation, molecular function: 8-oxo-dGDP phosphatase activity. The record is from RefSeq and is a predicted model, not a curated record. The coding region runs from base 319 to 1266 and encodes 315 amino acids.
GAUGGUGGAAGUUCGGAGUUGUUCUCAGUCUUACGUUGUCUAGUAUCAGGGCUACGCGUUAAGGCCCCGGUGACGGCAUCUGAUUUUGCGAGCAAGUGGGGUCCCAAAUUCGACAGCAGGACAGCGGGACAGCGGGACGCGUCCACUGCGUCAGUCCCACGAGUAGGCUGCAACGUCACUGUCAAUACCGCUGCCGCUGCUCCUGUCGCACAGCAAACAAUUCAACUCCAAAACCAAAUCAUUCCUUUGCUUUCUGCUCCAUCAAGCUUUCUCUUCUACAUCUUCCAAGCCCGGAAGACCAUCUUUUCUCCAGCAAUCAUGUCGAGAUCAAAUCUUGACCUAGUCAAUGAGUGCGACGGCUUUCCCUACCAUCAAGUCGACGCAAUUGCAUAUGCUCAGCACGUCGCUACCUACUACCACUUCCAAGUCGAAGGCUUUGAAUGCACGAUAGGCUACCUUCUUCCGUCUGUUGCUGAGGUGCUCCGGGGGCUUCCGAACUGGGAACUGGACGAUGACGAACGGACCAUAACCCUAAUUGGAUGCAACAAUGCACCAGAGAGAACUGUGGCUAUGACUGCCACCGCCAUGGCUAUGAAGGCUACUGGACACUUCAAGGUGUUGGAGAAAUGGAGGAACGAGCAGUACGGCGUCUACGGACCUCGACAGCAGCUCUUAUUCGACCUCGAGAGGUCCGCAACCCCAUUGUUCGGACUUGUCACAUACGGGGUACACAUGAACGCAUAUGUCAAGUCAAAAGCCGGUGAGCUGAAGAUUUGGAUUCCACGCAGAGCAAAGACGAAGCAGACAUAUGGUGGCAUGCUAGACAAUGCUGUCGCCGGCGGAAUAUCGAGUGGAGAGAAACCCUACGAAUGUCUUGUUCGAGAGUCGAGUGAGGAGGCAUCACUGCAAGAGGAUAUAGUCAGGAAGAACGUAAAGGCAGCUGGCACCGUAACAUAUUUCUACAUCCGCGAUGAGCGCGCCGGAGGCGAGACCAAUCUUCUGCAACCCGAAUGCCAAUACGUCUAUGACCUCGAACUCCCCGAGGACGUCAUCCCAAAGCCCAACGACGACGAAGUAGAGCAGUUCUAUUUGUGGACCGUCGGCGAAGUUCGAAAAGCGCUGGCUCGAGGAGAGUUCAAGCCAAACUGCGCCAUGGUUAUGCUGGACUUUUUCAUCCGCCAUGGUAUCAUAACGCCAGAGAAUGAAGAUGAUUACAUCGAGAUCGUAUCGAGACUGCACCGUCGACUGGAGUUUCCGACUCUUUAAGGGUAUAUCUUACGUAGAUCUUCACCAAGAAAGUGCCAAUCUUCGUUAUAGCUGGGGUAUAACUCCCGAAUC